Pelobates cultripes (western spadefoot toad) is the source of this 5616-nucleotide messenger RNA. The record is from the annotation of a GenBank genome assembly. Lineage: Eukaryota; Metazoa; Chordata; Amphibia; Anura; Pelobatidae.
AUGUUUAUUUGUUAUAUUUCAGGUUUGGGGAUUAAAGCAGCUGUGGGUCAUUUAGAUUUUUAUCCUAACAAAGGACAACGUAUGCCAGAAUGUAACUCUUCAAACUGUUUGGAAGGUAAAUACAUGUGAGAAAUAUUACUGCACUAGCAAAGUGGCCUGGUUAGCGGUUCACCUGAAAGCACCCCCCUUCCCUCAUUCCACAUACAGUGGUGGGUAAUUAAAACAAUUUUACCUCAUCUUCCACCCCUGAUCUGUGCAUCAAGAGCAACGAGCCACUGCUCUGCCUGUAAACUAGAGUGCUGCAAACAGAGGAACCGAGAGACUAGAUAUCAAUAAUAAGAGAUCUGCAACAAAUAUAACAUGUAUUGAACACUUAAUGAUGUGAAUUGUAAUCCUAUCACUCUCAGUCAGAUUUCUCCUGCUGUGAAUGGUUAGAGUUAUAGCCAGUGGUAGCCACUGAAUUAAAUGUCCCUUUCCCAUAGUUUCUAUGUCCGUAAAAUCCCACGUCUAUCCACAAAUGUAUCUCCUACCUAGCACAUUAUGGAUGGUCACUGAAUAGGGAGAGUACCAUUUAUUAAUUUACAUCAUUGGGCCACAAAUGUUUUAAAACUACAACUUCUAUGAUGCUUUGUCAUUCGUAAGGCAUUCUAGAGACAUGCCAAGGAUCAUGGGAGUUGUAAUUCUACAACAUCUGGGGAUCUACCUAUUUGGCACCCCUGAUUCACAUCAGUCUUUGGGUGCAUAUAUGUUGGGGUCAUGGCUUUAUGCUAAAGAAUUGUUUUUUAUUUUUAAUUUACAGAUUUGUGUCUCCUGAGUCCCGUAACUGGUCCGUUAAAUUGCUCCCAAGGUGCUGAACAGGCCCCACUGCCAUGUCCAGAGUCAACUAAGAACACUAACUUUACUUUACAGGAGUUUAGAGGUAAACACAAUAAUAUUAACAAAUCAAAAAGUAAAAAACGAUUGCAGAUGUCAUGUCAUAGUGAUCAUUUAAUUUGUUGAUAUUACUGGUUAUAAUCAUCUUCUUUUAUUUAUAAAAUAGAAAUUAUAAAUUAUAAACGAAAUAAGGGAUAUACCUCGCUGAUAGUUCUAUACAAAGAGCUAACAUGGUGUUUGCCACCUAAAGGAAUAUUCCAUAUUAUCAAAUCCUAAAAACACAUCUAUUUUGUGUUACGGUGGGCUCCAUCCACAACAAAUGUGCAAAUGAUCUUUCCAUUGAACUGACUCAGUUCUUUGUACAUUUUGCGCAGACAUAAUAUGACAUAUGUGACUGUAUUAGAUAAAGAGAAAUGUCUGGUGGAAUUAAUGUAACUGAUGCCAGAGCUGAUAGCAGUUACACAUUGAGCUUGCUUGCAGCUCCAUUCAUAGGUUUUGCAUGGAGCUCUUGGUCAUGAUUCAGGCUCCUUCAAAUUAGGUUGUGAAGAAGUCGGUUAGUGUAAGUUAGGAAUAUAAAGUGUGUUUCCAAGGUAGCCAAUGCCGUACAAGUCAAUUACCGACAUACAAAGCUUUUUGUGACUCCGGCCUCUAAUCACUGACUAUUGUUACCAAUUUACCAACUUUCUCUCUUGUAAGUGUAACUGGGUUGUUUUAGUCUUUUUUAAAUCUUGGUAACUAUGCGAUGGGUAACCAUUAAACAUGUGUUCUAGUACAAAGCAUUCACAUGCUGCUGGGGGUAAAUCGAUCAAGGCUGUUUUGGGAAUUUUAGAACAGAACACUUUAAUAACUCUCUCCCACUGAGUCCCUCCAUCAGCACAUAGAAUUGAUGUUGAUUUAGGAAAAGGUGGUAAGUGUUGUGCCUAAGGUAGAACACCGAAAGUUGCCCUUCACAGCUGACGGUUUUCAGACAUUUAAUGCAUAUCUCAGUUUGGUACUAAAAGCUAAAUCAGAUCAACCAGGUUAUUGUCUACUAAUUUGUAUGAGUAGUUUCAUUCAUUGUUUUCUCAACGUAUUUGUGACUAGGUGUGUUUUGCCUCUGAUAGAGUCAAUGAAUGGAUCUCCUUCACGUAGUACCGAUGGGAGAGAUAAUAAUGUAUUCUUUCUUUAGAAGUCUUACUACAUUCUCUUGUAAGUGGGAGAUGAGAAAGAAAGUGGUAAUGUUUGUUUGUUUUUUGUGAAAUGUGUCUUUUAAGACAUUUUCUUUUUUGCACAUUUUUACUAUAUAUAAUUUUCUCAACAGUUUAUGCAAAGCGUGCCUUCUGUGACCAUUACCAGGCCAUACAAUACUUCAUAGACAGCAUCACUGACAGGAAUAAAUUUCAGAGUUACCCCUGCGAGAGUGAAGCGAAAGCACAAGCAGUAAGUUGAUUUAUUAGCAGUUGAUUAAAUUGAAAAAUCCGCAGAUUUUUUUUUUUCUUGUAAAUUUCCUAUCCACAGUUUUUAGAAUUGUUAGAAAAUACAUUCACUGUCUCUGCAUAUACGUUAUUUAAGUCUCUUUCUGCCGGCCCUGCGUACACACAGCGUUAUUUACUUAAAUGAGAAUUGCUGAGAACUCAAAGUGAAUUUAAAUUAGAGGCCACAGCAGACAAAAUGGAAGCACAGCCGACUUGGAGAUUGGUUAUUUCGCCCUAAAUGUGUAAUUCACUGUAAAUUCAUGACAAUUCUCAAUUUAUUGAAUAACCCCUAUUAGCAUUGUGUUAAGACCUACAGUGGUUAUGGUGCUGCGGUCUUCUGUUCCCUUCCCCCAACAGCAGAGCAUAAGUGAUUAUAGCUGCAGCAGGGGUUAGAGGAAUAAGGUAGAUGAUAUGCAGUUCCAAGGUGGUUCUUCCCAGCAAAUAGAAUAUCCCCCAAACAUGAGCCUAGACUUCAUGAAGGGUGAAUUUUAUAACAGGGAUGAAUUUUAUUGAAAACACACGGGCUUUUAUGAGAAAUCCUCCUGCAAGGGUGAAUUUUAUAACAGGGAUGAAUUUUAUUGAAAACACACAGGCUUUUAUGAGAAAUCCUCCUGCAAGAGGACCUCCCACAGCAAACAAAGACGACAGCCAAUCAGAUUUACAGUAAUACACGCCUUCUCUUUGCCUGGGAGAUAUUGAGAUAAGUUAAGGAAUAAACCAAUUAUCUCCAGGCAGAGAGCACACAAUUUCCUCAAAACUCAGAACACCCCUUUUCCCACAAAUUACCCCCCGAUCUGGGGGACAAACAUAUCCAAAUUUCACCCAGAUCGGUUCAGGGGUUCUGAAAAAAAGGGUGGAGGGUCCCUUUUACCGACCACACACGCGGCUCCUGCCCAAAACCGUUCCAUGAAUUUAGCGUGUGCGGUCGGUCAAUUCACAAAUAGAUAAAAACCGAACAAAGGUCCUGAAUGGAUCCCCCUGGCUCAUAGUAGCGAUUGCUCCCCUUGUCCGUUCGCACAGAACUACCGAACGGCGCUUCCCUUGCUGUUCGGGAAAUACAAGAAGCUGGAGUUCGGUAGUUUCAGCGGUGGUUCACGAGGUCGAGUGUCCGAUUUUAGUUCCAGACACUCGACGACCAAGUCCCGCUGACUCCCCUCGUGCGAACGAGAUGGCCGCCGUUUUCUAUUCCAUGUGGCGUUCGGCUGUACGAACAGCGGCCGCCCAGGGAGCACUUAAUAGCUGGUUCCUUUGUAGUUAAUGAGCCAGGAGGGUGGUCAGCGUUCGGUAGUUUCAAACUACUGAACCAAUACAUUCAAUAUACAGGUAGUAAAACAGGAAAGUACCGAACAAAGAAGAAAAUGUCAAUUAAAAGUCCAUUUUCUUCACACAUUGGUUUUGCAUUUUCUUUCAAUACAAUAAAACACAAAAUUGAAUGUUUAUGUAUCUUCCCCUGCUUUCUAGUGUUGGUCCUCAUGUGGUAAGUCAUUUUUCUUCUGAUGUUUUGGUCAAUACUGUACUUUACAAAAAAAGAUAAAACAGGUUGCGCUUGUAUGGGUAAAAGUAAACAAUAAUAUCUAGUGUAUAUAAAGACUGCUUAAUAGAUGGUAUAUAUUUACAAUUGGUUGGUAAAUAAAACAGUAGUCUCAAAAUAAAGUCUUUGCAGUGUCAAAGAAAUCUUGAAAGAGAUGUUUGGAAGAGCAAUCUGAUAUCCUCACAGAUUCAGUUGUGUCGGGAUAUGUGAAGACAAUAAAUACAUAGUGAAAACCAAUAGUGUAAUACUGUAUAACGAAAAGUGAAAUUAAAAAAUGAUAGUAAAUAAUCGUUCAAGGAAGGAGCAAUCUUUUCGCUCUCUUCUAAAGGUUUGUGGCAAUAUAAUCCUUGGCAAGGAUAUAGAGUUGAUAGCAGUCAAAUCCUUUCUGAAGGAAAGAAAAAGUUGGUGUCAGGUUUUGUUGUGGAAAUCGACAAAUAUAAAUAGACAAGCGCAGCAGAGCAGAGAAUCCCUCAAAUCUAUUUUUGGGGAACGUUUCCCGAACAUAGAUUAGAUGGAUUCCCUGCUCUGGUAUGUUUUUCUAUGUUCAGGAAAUUUCCCCGAACAUAGAUUGGAGGGAUUCCCUGUUCUGGCACGCUUGGGUAUGUUUGGGGAAAUUUCCCCAAAAAUAGACAUACGCACCAGAGCAGUUAAUCCCUCUAUCCUAUGUUCGGAGAAAUUUCCCUGAACAUAGACCAGCUCUUUAACGUGGGGAAUCCUUUGCAUCCCCACGCAAGUGAGCCGGUCGUAAGUGAAAGCCAUCGCAAAUAAGGUAGGUCCCAAAGUGAGGGCCACUGUAUAUAAAAACACACAGCACCAAUAGUGUAAAUCAGUAUAAGCACCUAAUUAAAUUAUAUAGAAAUGGAAAUGCACUCACAUAACAAGAGCUUCCAAUCAGCUCUUAGAAAUGACUUAGAGCAGUCCAAUUUCUGCUCACGGAGAUAUCUGUGGUCAAUUCUAUUGGGUUUUUAUCAGUAUAGUAGACAUAUAGUGUGGAGAAAUUUAAGGGAAAUAUAGUGCUCUCUGUUUCUGAUAAUAACCACUUUCCGCAAAUGAAAAAUAAAUGUACUUACAUUUGUUAGAGCAAUGCAUGCUCUGUGAAACCAGCGUAAGUGGUAUAACGCCUAGCAAGGAUAUAAGAACAAGUGCAGCAUUGCCUGUAGAAAUAUUCUGGAUUGGAAAGAUAUCAUGAUGUAUGUAGGACAAAAAUAAAAAUGAGUUUGGAUGGUAUCAACUACUUUUAUUGUAAUUUACUUAACAAAUAAAUAAAUUAAAGGCAGAUAAAAAGCUCUGGUAUAAAAUCAAAACCCAUUUCACCAACAGGCUUCUGCAAGUGAUGAUCACUUUUCCAGUGUUUCAAUAUGUUAAUUAUAAGCCACAUCUGGACCAAUAACAUCUGGGUGAACUUGCUCUCAGUAUAUACAUGUAGCUGUUGUUAUUGAGAGGAAUACGUAGAGAACGGACAUGUUCCACUCGAGCACAGCUUACCCGUCCUUGUACGCCACUUGGGAUUGUCAAACUUCUCACCCAACUUCUUUUACCCAAAAAAGAUUGUAAGCGUAUAAAUAUGAAUAGCUUCCAUUAAGACAUGUUACAUCAAAUAUUUUUCUAGUUGUUCUGUAAACUUUUACCUUUAUUGUGUUUAUACAGGGAGAAUGUGCCACUGAGGGUCCCAGUGAUGGAAAUCCAACGAUGGGCUUCUAUUCCACAGACUACACAAACUUAACCCAAUCAAGUCAGGUGUUUGUACUGAACACCUGA